UCCUUUUCUUACCAAACAAGAAAGCUUGAAUUGACUGCUGGCUUCAUGUCGUUUAUUAUAGAUUGGAAUCUUCUGAAUGACGGAGUAGAGGCUGAGAGACUAAAACUGCUGGUCAAUGACCAUUUCCAAGAAGUUGCUCGACCAAGCUUUCUGGGCAAGGUAACGGUGAUGCAGCUGGACUUUGGUGAUAUCCCACCAGAAGUCACCAUCGAGGAUAUAUGCGAUCCUCUUGCUGAUUUUUACAUUCAGGAAGAUCCUGCCUUUGAAUAUGAACAUGAUCAUAUUCAGAGUCAUUCAUACAACAGUCGUCAGAAUAUAGACACUACAGCAGCUAGUGAGCAGAUUUCUGUGUCUGAUGGUAUUGGACAUCAUGGCAGUGCUAUAUACAAAGAACCGUCGCUGUCAUUUGACUCGACCAACAAUCUACGCUAUGUGCAACUUCCUCCGCAAGAUACUGAUGCGCAGCUGGAACUGAAUGUCAGAUAUCAUGGAAAUAUGCGUUUAUCUAUAUCCACUGAGCUUAUUGUCAAUCAACCCACUCCUGCAUUCAUGGUACUGCCUCUUGCACUCACGCUCACUGGCUUUUCUUUUGACGGAACGGCAGUCAUUGCCUAUCUAGGAUAUGCAAUCAAUUUUUGUUUCAAAGAGCCUCUUGAUGGAAAUAGUAUUCUGCAAGAUAUGACCAUCGAAUCGGAAAUCGGUGAUAGAAACAAGCAGGUCUUGAAAAACGUUGAAAAGAUUGAACGAUUCAUUGUGCAGCAACUAAAGAGUUUCUUCAACGAUUUCCUUGUGUUUCCCAACUUCCAUUCAAUAUAUCUUACUCAAGACGAUACCUAUACAGAGUGUUCGAGCCAGCAUAGCGGAUUUAAUCAAGCAGACACUGGGAUUUGA
This is a messenger RNA of Batrachochytrium dendrobatidis JAM81, 891 nucleotides long. RefSeq lists its product as uncharacterized. Gene Ontology annotation, molecular function: lipid binding. Gene Ontology annotation, cellular component: ERMES complex. Gene Ontology annotation, biological process: mitochondrion organization; phospholipid transport. NCBI's taxonomy places the organism in Eukaryota, Fungi, Chytridiomycota, Chytridiomycetes, Rhizophydiales. Bases 46 to 891 code for a protein of 281 amino acids. The transcript has 3 exons. The record is from RefSeq and is a predicted model, not a curated record.